Messenger RNA from Limanda limanda (common dab), 1941 nucleotides. It is a transcript of the gene kcnd3, whose product is annotated as potassium voltage-gated channel, Shal-related subfamily, member 3. Gene Ontology annotation, biological process: potassium ion export across plasma membrane; protein homooligomerization. Gene Ontology annotation, molecular function: A-type (transient outward) potassium channel activity; protein binding. The transcript has 6 exons. Gene Ontology annotation, cellular component: membrane; neuronal cell body; voltage-gated potassium channel complex. Lineage: Eukaryota; Metazoa; Chordata; Actinopteri; Pleuronectiformes; Pleuronectidae. Bases 1 to 1941 code for a protein of 646 amino acids. The record is from RefSeq and is a predicted model, not a curated record.
AUGGCGGCGGGAGUAGCGGCAUGGCUUCCCUUUGCCCGGGCGGCAGCUAUCGGCUGGAUGCCUGUGGCCAAUUUGCCCAUGCCAGUGGCGCCUGCUGAGAAGAGCAAGCGGCGGGAGGAGCUUAUCAUUCUUAAUGUUAGUGGACGGCGCUUCCAGACAUGGAGGAACACGUUGGACCGCUAUCCAGACACCCUGCUGGGCAGCUCAGAGAAGGAGUUCUUCUACAACGAGGAGACCAAAGAGUACUUCUUUGACCGGGACCCUGACUUGUUCCGCAGUGUGCUCAACUUCUACCGCACUGGCAAGCUCCACUACCCACGCUACGAGUGCAUCGCUUCUUAUGAUGAGGAGCUGGCGUUCUUUGGCAUUCAGCCAGAGAUCAUUGGUGACUGCUGCUAUGAAGAGUACAAGGACAGGAAGAGGGAGAACCAGGAACGUCUGCAGGAUGACCAGGAGGACAACAAGGACAACAAGCUGCCCAACAUGACCUGCAGGGAGACCAUGUGGCGGGCUUUUGAGAACCCCCACACUUCCACCAUGGCCCUAGUCUUCUACUAUGUCACUGGCUUCUUCAUCGCUGUUUCUGUCAUCACAAAUGUUGUGGAGACAGUCCCCUGCGGCUUGGUACCCAACCAGAAGGAAGUUCCAUGUGGCGUACGCUACACUGUGGCCUUUUUCUGCAUGGACACGGCCUGCGUUAUGAUUUUCACCGUGGAGUACCUGAUGCGCUUGUUUGCUGCGCCCAGCCGCUACCGAUUCAUGAGGUCGGUCAUGAGCAUCAUUGAUGUAGUGGCAAUCUUGCCCUAUUACAUUGGCCUGGUGAUGACUGACAAUGAGGAUGUGAGUGGCGCUUUUGUGACCCUCCGAGUUUUCCGCGUGUUCCGUAUCUUUAAGUUCUCCCGUCACUCCCAGGGCCUGCGCAUCCUGGGCUACACGCUGAAGAGCUGUGCCUCCGAGCUGGGCUUCCUGCUCUUCUCCCUCACUAUGGCCAUAAUUAUCUUUGCUACAGUUAUGUUCUACGCAGAGAAGGGUUCAACCUCCAGCAAAUUCACCAGCAUCCCAGCCUCCUUCUGGUACACCAUUGUUACUAUGACAACGCUUGGGUACGGAGACAUGGUUCCUAAGACGAUUGCGGGGAAGAUCUUUGGCUCGAUCUGCUCUCUGAGCGGGGUGCUGGUAAUCGCCCUGCCUGUCCCCGUUAUCGUGUCCAACUUUAGUCGCAUCUACCACCAGAACCAGAGACAAGACAAGCGGCGGGCGCAGAAAAUGCAGAAAGCCCGCUUGGCCAGGAUACGAAUAUCUAGGGAGGGAACGUCCAACGCCUUCCUCCACAGCAAGCGCAACGGCCUGUUCAACGAAGUCCUGGAGCUCACGAACUCUGAGGAGGAGCAGCGGUUAAGUAAGACGACUUCUCUAUUAGAGAGCCAGCACCACCACCUUCUGCACUGUCUGGAGAAAACCACCUCUCUCUCUCUCUGUGUGUGUUUGGCCCUUUUCCGGUACCGCUCUCUUCAUCUCCAGAACCACGAGUUUGUGGAUGAGCAGUAUUACCAGCAGAGCUACCUGGAGGCGGGGAUGCAAAACUACCCAUCUCGAAGCCCCUCCCUCUCCAGCCGAGAAGGCGUGACGGGCACCUGCUGCACCCGCCGGAGCAAGAAGCACCACACCCCUUUACAGAACGCCAGCGGCCCGGCGCACAUGCAGCCUUUGACGCACACACACCAUCAAGGUUUGCAGGAGCUCAGCACCAUCCACAUCAGCACCAGUCGCUCCAGUCUGAACAUGCGCGUGGACGAACCAGCAUCCCUGAACUGCCAGAGCAGCCAGAUCACCACAGCCAUCAUCAGCAUUCCCACACCGCCCGUGACGACCCCUGAUGGCGACGCCCACCUGCCGGCGGGCCCCACCUACCAGAACGUUGUGAAGGUGUCCGCACUGUGA